Molecule: messenger RNA, 4473 nt
Organism: Microplitis mediator
Lineage: Eukaryota; Metazoa; Arthropoda; Insecta; Hymenoptera; Braconidae
Gene: Rap2l
Product: ras-related protein Rap-2a
Exons: 2
Coding region: 966-1511 (181 amino acids)
Biological process (GO): negative regulation of cell migration; Rap protein signal transduction
Cellular component (GO): plasma membrane
Molecular function (GO): GDP binding; GTP binding; GTPase activity
Source: RefSeq, a predicted model, not a curated record
UAAGUUUAGUCGCCUGCUUUGCUUGAGCUCAUGCUAAGUAUUGGAGUGGAGUAUGGCAGUGAUUGCAAGUUCAUAUAGGUAUAUAUUUAUACAUAUGUAUAUAUGUGUGUGUGUGUAGUUGAGUUCCAUCCUGUGUGGCUGGUUAGGUAGCUGGUGAUGAUAAAUUUUGAGUAAUAAGUAAAUACAUAUAAAUAUAUAUCUAGUAAAGUCGGACUGGUCCUGAGUGGUCCAAUUGUGGGCACAAAAGUCUUUGUAUAAUAGAGCGAUAAAGGGAGAGAGAAAGAGAGAGUGAAUAGAAGGAGAGGCCGAGGGAGAUGAUGAUGUUGAAAAUACAUGCGUGAAAAAUUGAAAGGAAGUGCGAUAAAAUGGCGUCAACAUCAUGCAACACGUCAUGAAGAUCGUGGAGGAAGUGAAGGGGGAAAAAGUGUGGACACGAAAUAAAAGACGAUAAAUAAAUAUAAUUAUAUUAUAGGGAUAAUUGAGGGCUCGCUGUGUGACUGAGUGUCCAAUAGGAGCGGCGUCGCUGCCAGACAGACAUUUUUUAAAAUACCACCAUCUACUUGUUUCAAGUGUCACGAUCAUGUCUUGAUCAACUUGUGCACCAGUGCGGCUCCUUAUUUUCUUGUUUUAUUUUUUAUUUUAUUUUUAUUAUUUGACAUUGUCAUCGGUCUAGAUAUUUUUAUAUCACUGGAACCUCGGUAUCGUCACAGUGCUGAUGCUGACAUUGGAGGACUUUUUUAUUGGCACCAGUUCCAAGGUACCAAUAAAUAAACGAUAACAAUUACGUUUGACUUGUGUCCUCGGUUUUUUUAAAUUUCAUUGACGUAAACUUUUAUCACCAGCUACAGUUUCAUUUUUUUUUACUUUAUCGAUAUCUGCUACUACUACUACUACUACUAUUAUUAUUUUUUUAUUACUGUUACAGCUACAUGAUAGUUAAAGUAAUAACACAUAAACUUUAAAUAAUGCGUGAAUUCAAAGUCGUGGUACUUGGUUCGGGUGGGGUGGGCAAAAGUGCUCUCACCGUGCAAUUUGUAUCCGGAUGUUUUAUGGAAAAAUAUGACCCGACAAUCGAAGACUUUUAUAGAAAAGAAAUCGAAGUCGACAACUCCCCGUGUGUGCUCGAGAUCCUGGACACCGCGGGAACGGAGCAGUUCGCGAGUAUGCGGGACCUGUACAUAAAAAACGGGCAGGGAUUUGUGGUGGUCUACAGCCUGACGAACCACCAGACUUUCCAGGACAUAAAGGCCAUGAAGGAGCUGAUCACGCGGGUGAAGGGGACCGAGCGGGUACCGGUGCUGCUGGUCGCCAACAAACUCGACCUCGAGCACCAGCGGGAGGUCGACACCGCCGAGGGAAAUGCCCUCGCUGAACUCUGGGGAUGUCCCUUCGUCGAGGCUUCUGCUAAAAACCGGACCAACGUCAACGAAGUGUUCGCUGAAAUAGUAAGAGAGAUGAACUUUAGUCCGGAAAAGGAAAAAAAAAGCUAUUGCUGUUGCAGUGUCCUUUAAUACUUAAUCAAAAGCCUGUAAUUAUGGCCAGACUGAUGAUACUUUUAACUGCAAGGCUACCGUGGAGAUGAUUAUGGUUAUUAAUUAAUUUAUAAUUACUUAUUAACGAUUAAUAUUACAGUAACAGUAACGAUAAUUAAUUUUAUUUUACACUUAUCGGCCGUAAAAAAACUUUUUCUCUCGCUGACAGGAAGUGCGCUGUGAAAAAAAAUUUAAAAAACCAACAAAAUUUAUUAUUAUUCCUAUUAUUUUUAUUUGAAUUUUAUUUUAAAUAUUAACUUGUAACUUUGAAUGUUUAUCGUUGACGACGAGGUUCGCCCGGGAGAUAAAAUUUAAUUUUUUUAUUCGACUAGAUAAAUUUAAAUUUAUAAAGUAAAAUAAAGUGGAAACUGAGCCACUUGCUGAAUAUUUUAAUAAUUAAAAUUAUAGUAUUACAUGUAAUUAUCCCUGUAAAUUUAUUAUUAUAAGUGCUGAUUUAAAACAAAUGAUAGUGAAAAAAAUAAUAAUUAAUUAACAUGAGGGUUUAAUGUUUAUGAAGACGAGGACAGCUUAUGAUAAUCAAGGACCAAUGCACAGAACUUUUCAAUUUAACCAACUGAUAAACCGUAAUUUCGUACGCGUGAUAAUUACAUAUAUUUUUUUUUAAAUAUGCGGAAGUGGACUAAAUUUGUUUUCGUUUUAAUUUUGUUUCGCUCAAACGACUUUCGUUUUUAAAUUUAUUUAAAUUUAAAAAACUUGUUUGCGAAUUAAAAAUACUUUUUUUAUCUUCAAUUAAUUAAUUCGUAUUUAUUUUUCAUUAACUUGUAACACUUUUGUUUAAAAAGUAUUAAAUAUUUUUCAAUGAAUUUUUUUGUGAAUUUGUAAUAAUUCCUACUCCACAAUGGAUACGCCGACGAAUUAUAUUAUUAUUAUAAUAAUAAUAAAUAUAUAUAUUAUACAUAUUUAUAAAUAAGGUGCUGAUUAGAUAAUGAAGCAAGCUGGAGAAGCUACAGGCGAUGAAGGAUUUAGAGCUUUGUGUAAAAAGAUUAACAACAAAUAAUAUUAAUAUUAUUAUUAUUAAAUGUAUGACGGACUUUUUAUUACUUGACGUGUAAAUAAGUGCUCUAUUAAAAAAAAAUACUGUUGUCCUUGUAUGUUAUCGAAUCUUUUAGAGGAAACUUUUUUUAUAACUUAAGAUUGCGAAUAAAUUUAUUAUUUUAUUUUUACCACGUAAACGUCAACAGUCAAUGGAUUUUUGUCCACUUGUAUCUCUGUUUAGAAUUAAGGACUAAGGAGUUAAUUUUAUUACCGAUUAUUAAUUACAAUAAAAAAUAUAUAUAUGCAUUUAUAUAUAUAUAUUGGAUAUUAAAUAAUAAAUAGUAUGCACCGAAAUGGAGUCUGUACACAGAAAAAAAAAGGAUUUCUUGAGGCAAGAAAUUUUUGAAUUAUGAAUUAAAAACAGAAAUUGUUCUUAGGACUUAAAAAAAAUUUUUGAUACAAGAAAUUUUUUGUUAACCCAGAAAAUUUCUUGUAGUAAAAAAAUUUGUCUAGUCCUAAGAAAAUUUUUACUUCCAUUCUUAAUGCGAAAAAUUUUCUUGGGGCGAGAAAAAAAUUUGUCUACUUCUAAGAAAAUUUUUGGCUUCAAUUCUUGAUGCAAAAAAUUUAUUAGGACAAAAAAAAAUUUACUUGGGGCGAGAAAAAAAUUUCUUGUAUAAAAAAAAAUUUGUCUACUCCUAAGAAAAUUUUUGGUUUCAAUUCUUGAUGCAAUAAAUUUCUUGGAACGAAAAAAAAUUCUCUUAGGGCGAGGAAAAAAUUUCUUGAAUCAAAAAAAUUUGUCUACUCAAUAAAAUUUUUAAUUCUCUUGGGGAGAGAAAAAAUUUCUUGCAUUAAAAAAAAUUUGUCUACUCCUGAGAAAAUUUUUGGUUUUAAUUCUUGAUGCAAAAAAUUUUCUUGGAGGAGUAAAAAUUUUUUGCACCAAGAAAUUAUUUUUUUGUGUAGUUUUGUAAUACAAAAUUAUCAAUGAUAAUUUAAUUAAUUGUUCUUAAUGUUUAUACGAUUGUUUUAAGAUUUGAUAAUAAUAAUAAUAAUAAUAUUUAAUAAAUAAUGAACAUUAUGUCUUAUUAUUAUUAUCAUUAUUAAUAUUAUUUAAAAUAAAAAUAAUACAUAAGGAACAGAUAUUAAAUUAUCUGUGUGCCUCUUGCAUGUUGUAUAAAACUGUACUUGUAAAGUCAAUGAGUCAUCGUUAUAAAGUCCACAUAAUCUACGUUUCAUGAACACUAUGAAAAAAAAAUAAGUAAACUAAAUAAUAAAUAAUAAACAAUAAAAAUUAAAAGGGAAAAGUAGUUCGUGUUAUAGAAAUUAAAAUUUUUAUAAAUAACUUUUAAUUGUAUGUAAAAAAAUCAAUAACUUAAAAAAAAUGUAUGAGCUAAAGGAAGUAUACAAUAUCCGCUUAAUAAUAAAUUUUUUAUUUGUUUUAAUAUCAACAAAAAAAAAUGCACAUUUUACAGACUUCUAGGAUACUCAGCAAUGAAAAAAAAAAAUAAAAAAAAAAUAGAAAUAAUAAUAAUUAAAAAAAAAAUAUAUAAAUAAGGGUAUAGCAGUAUGGGGAUUUAUAUAUUUCUACAAUGAACUCAUUAGAUUUAAAUAAUCUGAUUACCAUUAAUUUAUAUUAUUAAAUUCGAAAGGUAAAAUAAAAAAAAAAAUUUAAUAAUAUUUUUCUAGCGACACCGCGAAUUAAUUGCGUGCAACAAAUAGACGGAGUAAGUUUAUGAAAAAAAAAAAAUUAAAUAAAAUUAUACUAGCAUAUCACGCGGUCGAUGUUUAUAAUAAUUAGUGAUCAGGAUUUUCCUACCUGCCAAUUUUUAAAUAUAUAAAUAUAUAUAUCGACAACCAGUCGAUAGUAUGUGUGAAUGUAUUUGAUACUUGUAACAAAAUUGCGACUAAUUGGAACAAACAAAGUUUAAUAAAAUGGAAAUUAAGUUUA